This is a messenger RNA of Candidula unifasciata, 3162 nucleotides long. The record is from the annotation of a GenBank genome assembly. Lineage: Eukaryota; Metazoa; Mollusca; Gastropoda; Stylommatophora; Geomitridae.
AUGACACAGCUAUUGUCAACGGCGCUGUUAAAGAAGAAAGAGACAGUUCUUAAAUGGAUUCGGGACCGGGUAGACUACAGCCGAGAAGCAGAACAAAAGCCAUACACAUUUCACAGAUACAUCAGUUUCCUGGACUGCCAGUUGCCUUGCAUGUCUACCCUGCAACCACAGUUGAGAACUCUAUACAUAAGUAAUGUUGUGGAUGAGGACAUGAAGAUGGACCUGGAGAACUGCCACUCUGUCAACUGGUUGUCUCAAGCCAUCAGACUAACACCUGUUAAUGUACCCAGAGAUGGAAACUGCCUUCUGCACGCCGCAUCGGUGGCAGUGUGGGGUGUGGAAGACAACCGGAACACUCUUCGAGACUUGAUGCUAAUGACGAUCAAGAUCAGCCCUAACUUCAAGAAACGAUGGUGGAGUCAGCUAAUAAAAGACCUACAGUCCCUGAAAAUUGAUGAAUCCGAAAUCAUUGAACAAGAAUGGGAUGAUGUUAUUCGUAGCAUCAGUGACCUGGAUUCCACUACCAAGUCUCUUGCAGUUCCUCACCGUUUCCUGGAAGGUAUUCACAUCUACAUAGUGGCCAACAUUUUACGUCGCCCAAUCAUUGUUGUUACGAACAGCAUUGUCACAUCUGUGGCCGGACAUGACCUGCAGGAGAAUCACAUUGGCGGCGUGUAUUUGCCCUUAGAGUGGGCUCCCAUAGAGUGUUGUAAGACCCCCAUUAUUUUAGGGUACAGCUUAAACCAUUUCUGUCCAUUACUGUCAGAAACACAGUCAGAGUUUGGUGGUUCUCAGCAGGAGAAGAAAGAUGUGCACAUGUUUCCUCUUGUUGCCAGUGACCUUAGUUUUCUUCUCGUGAGAUAUCUUAAAAAUGAAGAAGAGUUGCAAGCCUGGGAUUUAAUUAAUUCUUACCUCCUGGUUGAAGAGAUAGAAACACCAGAGACCGGAACAAGAAUUCCUUUUGUGAGGAUGCAACUCAGACCUUUGGAGCAGGGACAGAACUCAUUUUUUGAACUGUUGAGACUGUUCAAGGACAGGCUGAAAGAGGCUGAAUUUGAAAAGAAUGCACAGGGUCACAUGUACACAACGCUGAGUCCAACUCAGCAAAGAAAUCAUCCGUUCUAUGAUAUUGAGAUGAACAGCCAGACUGAAGUUGUGUCAAUAAAAAAUCCCACUGGACACCUGGGAGAAAGCAAAGAUACUUCUCAUCUGCACAACCAGGCAGAACAGAAAAUGAAUAAUACUGCACAAAUGUGUAUUAGGGAAGGCUGCAGAAAGCAGGGCUGUGAGAAACUCAACAACAUGUGCUUUCAUUGUUACAGAACUCAAGCCAGCAUGUCUCAAGAUAAGAAUGUUAGCAAACCAGCUUUUAAGAAUACUGUCUUCACAACUGAGGGUUAUGUUGAAGCUCCCACUGAAGCACCAGGUCUUGCCAUUACUCCAACUGCACCACCAUUGUCAUUAGAACCACCUUCAAAUGAUCCGCUACUGUCCAUGAUGACAGUGAGAUGUAUUAAUGGCUGUGGAUACAGAUGUUCAAACCAGACCUAUCCUUACUGUCAUGAGUGUUCCCUGAUUCAGAAAAAGGAAUCUGAACAGAAUGUGAAUGCAUCAACUCUAGAUCAGAAUUCUGUCAUUAUACAUUUAGGACCUGCUACAGGAGUCCAUGAUCCAGAGAACUCUGGCAUGAAUUUCAUGGAAGCUGUAUUGUCAUCAUCACCAGCAAGUUCAACCCCUAUCUCCUCCUGGAUGCUGGAAAGUGGAAAUAAUAGCCAUUUGUUAAGCUUUCCAAGUAAUGAAUCGUGUCAGCCUCCAAAAAGUGGAUCUAAAACCUUGAUGGAUAAGAACUGCAAGCAUUUUGACCUCUGUUCUGGUGUUAAAAUGCUAGAUCAUGAUAUCUGCUUCAGCUGUGCUCAAAAAGAGGAAAGUCCAACAAACACUAGCAAAAAUGCAGAGACUGAAACACAACUGUCAGGGGACAGAAACAUGAUCAUUGCAGAAGCAAGUACCAAAGGCAGUCUUAAAGAUUUGGCUACAAGUUUCGCUGAGAUGGUUGCAGGCUGCAUGUCUGGUGAUAUUGAGGUUUCAGAGGAGCCAACUUGUAAAGUCGAGUGUCCUUUUUGUGGCAACCUAAUUUUUCCUCAAGAAAAACUUUGUAAAAAAUGUAAAGACAUUCUUCAGAAAGGUUAUGAGCAAACAUCUGAAUAUAGGGAAAUCAAUCCGGUUACUUUGAACACUGCUUCAAAACUUCAAUCACAAAAAAUGGGUACAGGAUCAUUACAGGAUAAAAAACAUUCAGGUAAAUUAUCAUCAAACCAGGAAAGUGAAGGUAAAAUUGAGGGUCACAAAAAAGGUUUAGAAAUUUCACAUUCUACUUCUAAACUAGCACAGUUUGUGUCAACAGAAUCUAAACCUCAUCCUACCCAGGGGAAGCGCUGCAUAAAAGCAGGGUGUUCUAACUAUGGUGAUCCAGUGAUGGACAACAAAUGCAGCUCAUGUUAUUAUGAAUUCAAUCCCUUGGCAAAGCCUCAGAGUUCCUUGGUAGCUGAGAAGAAAACUAAAGCUGCCUCACUGUAUCCAAAGCAAGAUGCCAAUGAGAAACUGUCUAAGAAACAAUUAUACAGUCACAGCAUAAACUCACAACCGACAGAGCAAUUAUCUUAUACUCAAAAGAUAAAUAGGCCUACACCAGCUGACCUGCAGAUGCACUCUUCAGGUGCUAAAACGGCUCCUGUAAAAGUAAUUCCCUGUGCCUUUCAUGGUAAUGAAUCACACUCAGAGCAUCCACAUUCUCUUAGGGAUGUUAUGGUUACUUCAAAGUCAGGAUACAGUUCCUAUUCCAGUUUCCAUCCUGGUGACGAAUCUUCCUUACAACCCCUGCCGGAACAUACAUCCUAUUCUUUUAACCACAAUUCAGAUAAAAGCUUUGAGAGGACAUUUCAGACCAUAGAAGUUGAAGCCAAGAAAAGUGUCAGGAAAUGUGUGUCUCCACAUUGUCAUAACUAUGGCAACAAACACAAUAAAGGAUACUGCAAUUCUUGCUUCAGAGUGAUCCGGAAACAGAUGAUUCUUGAACAGGAAGCCGUCUAUGCAAUGGAUGUUCCAGACAAAGUGGUCUUAGAUGACAUAUACAGAAUGGAUGAUACCAGAAAAUAUCCUUGA